AUGUCCCUCAUCAAGUAUGCGAAGACAUACAUAGCUAAUCAAGCAAAGUAUGCGCACCUUAACGCCUUCGUGUCUCGCGUCGAACCGUCGGCACUCCUCAAUGUUCCGCCGAACCCUCCGCUAGCGACUGAUGGCGAAGGCAAUGCAGAUUGGCAUAACCUUCGCGGCAUGCCUGUAGCGGUAAAAGACAAUAUAUGCACAAAGGAUCUCAAGACUACAGCUGCAUCUGGAAUCCUCAAAGAUUUCACGAGUCCCUAUGAUGCGACGGUGGUCAAGCUACUGCGGGAAGAGGAUGUCGUGGUUGUUGGAAAGACGAAUAUGGACGAGUUCGGGAUGGGAUCGCACUCGAUAAAUUCACACACCGGGCCGGUGAAAAUGCAGAGAUAUGAUGGCGAGGAGGCGAGUGCGGGCGGCAGUUCUGGAGGCAGUGCGCUGGCCGUCGCAAGCUCGCAAUGCUGGGCAGCCUUGGGAACAGAUACAGGCGGCUCUGUGAGGCUUCCUGCUGCUUAUACGGGCGUAGUGGGCUUUAAGCCAAGUUAUGGGCUGCUCUCAAGGUGGGGCGUCAUUGCGUAUGCGAACUCUCUAGACACUGUCGGCAUCCUUGCGAAGAGUCCUCGCAAUGCUGAACGAGUAUUCGAGAAGCUUAACCAUGCUCUAUCGGCAUACUACGUUCUGGCCCCUGCCGAAGCAUCAAGUAAUCUUGCAAAGUACGAUGGCGUUCGUUUUGGAAGCAGAGCGGAUGGCAUCGACGGUACUCCAGAAAGUGUGCUCUUUGCAAAGACUCGUGGACAAGGUUUCGGUGCAGAAGUGCAGCGCCGGAUUCUGCUGGGCGCAUUUUCACUCAGCGCACAGGCCAUCGACAAUUAUUUCAUUCAGGCACAGAAAGUCCGAAGGCUAGUGCAGCAGGAUUUCAACAACGUGUUCGCCAAAGCCAAUCCGCUUGGCAAUGAGGGCACGACGUCCGGAGGCGCAGACGAGAAGGUGGACGUCUUGCUGUGCCCGACUGCCCCCACACUUGCUCCAGCUUUGUCCGAUGUCAAACAGCAGGACCCCCUCAAAGCAUACAUGAAUGACGUCUUCACCGUGCCCGCAAGUCUUGCAGGCUUACCCGCGAUUAGCUUGCCUGUCCAUAUUACAAAGGAGGAGGAACUAGUGUUACACGGAGACCAAGACAUCAGGGAAAGUGCCGGAAUGCAAAUAAUCGGCCAGUACGGAGACGACAAACUCGUUUUGAAUGCUGCGCAGAGCCUCCAGCUAGCACUAAAGGCUAUACAAGUGACUGCAAAACCUGAUAUGACCGCCUGGGGUCAUAGUAGUCUUGGAAAGACUUCAGCCCGAGAGCGCAAAAAGUAUGAAGAAAACGCCAACGAGCUCGGCCUUAGCAUGGCAGAGGCCAUUCCGAUAAUAGAGGCACGCAAACUACAGGCUGCCAAACAGCUGACCGCGACGUUCUACGAGGCGCUCGGAUCUGCGCGUCUGAAUGAGGCCGGUUCAUUUCACAGACAGUCACGCCAGGAAUACAUUGCGCGCUUCAUAGACGAGGAAGAUCCGCUCCUUGCAGAGAAGUUGUUGUACGCGAAGCAAAUCGAGUAUCUGAAAAGGAUGGAGGACAGGCGCGAGGGGCAGGAGAGACUUGCACGAAGAUACCAGCGUGAGGCAGACAUGUUCAAUGCUUCAGAGGCAAUUAAGGCAGAAGAUGCAGAGCCCCCCAAAGCGAACGAUACAGGCCGUCCAGCGAACCAACAGCAUGAAUCGAAGCCUCUACACCCACUAGGCUCGUCGUUCUACAGAAAUGGUGUCGCGAUCAAGAAUUGGCGCCGUGCCACGUUCAAGGGCGCAGACAUCGAUCUCAAACGCGAUGCUGGAAAGCUGUAUACAAAUUCACCGCCACCACCUGGACUGGAAGUGAAGAAGGAUGUGAACUUUUGGUUGCUCAAGCCCAAGGAACCACCACCAAAUUUACCACCACCACCAGAGCUGGAAGUGAAGAAGGAUAUAUACGUGUGGAGGCUCCAGCCCAAGGAAUCUCCUUCAGGUAGAAGGCGUACAAAAGCGAAGAAGCAGGCUGGACCAAGCAUUGAGGAGCUUCAAUAG
Molecule: messenger RNA, 2094 nt
Organism: Parastagonospora nodorum SN15
Lineage: Eukaryota; Fungi; Ascomycota; Dothideomycetes; Pleosporales; Phaeosphaeriaceae
Exons: 2
Coding region: 1-2094 (697 amino acids)
Biological process (GO): glutaminyl-tRNAGln biosynthesis via transamidation; mitochondrial translation
Cellular component (GO): glutamyl-tRNA(Gln) amidotransferase complex; mitochondrion
Molecular function (GO): glutaminyl-tRNA synthase (glutamine-hydrolyzing) activity
Source: RefSeq, a predicted model, not a curated record